AUGUGCCCCAGGUCCGUUCCUCCAGCUGCUACUCCCGGGUCGAGUUGGCUUUCUGCCAACAAGCCUGGUCAGGCAAGCGAGAGGCGCAUGCCGAACUCGGCCGGUCUCGACCCCGAAAGGGAGGCUCAGGACUAUGGGCAAACACCUUCUUCUCAGUCCUCCGUGGGAAGGGACAAGAUACAACCUAAUGACCCAGAUUCCGACUACGGUGACGAAUGCGCGAUUGACAAUGAUGACAGCGCCGACGUGUUUAGCGUCAGCGAGGAGACUUUCUUUCAGCGUAUCGAACCCAAGGUUGGCCUGAACUCGCAUUGCUCUCUUCUUACCCUCUUGUUUAAGCAGAAGACAAACGACAGAGGGGUGGGCAAUGUUGUCCCUCAGUCCACCUCGGCACUCCCUUGGACUCUUCCCAGCCAGCCGGCCCCGCCUACCUUGGCUGGCUCUCCCGACGAUACCGACGGUACUCCGUUGAUGAUGAGCCGCGGUAAGACCUCGGUGCCGCUGAAGUCCAUCACUGAGGCGCCACCGUUCUCCGCUAGGCCUGUCAACGCGAGUAUCAAUAACGAUAAUGCGACUCUUCCCUCCCCCAAACCACUCGACGCAACAUGA
Molecule: messenger RNA, 609 nt
Organism: Colletotrichum godetiae
Lineage: Eukaryota; Fungi; Ascomycota; Sordariomycetes; Glomerellales; Glomerellaceae
Exons: 1
Coding region: 1-609 (202 amino acids)
Source: RefSeq, a predicted model, not a curated record